AUGCACUCAAGUUUGUUAAAGUUAUCGAAAUCACAUAGAUUUCAUCCCCGAGUUGUGAAAUUGAUUUCUUCGGAUUUGACGAAGAACGAAAUGAAGUCGACGAAUAUCGUAUGUCCUCCCUCUGUGGAGUUCGGACUUCGUUUAAUUGGCGUGUGGCCCGGCACGUCGCACGCAUUUUUACGCAGAAUCUUCUACAUACUCUUGAUGAUGAUGUUCCAAGUCUUUCAGUAUCAGUAUGUGAUUAUGCAUUUCGGCGAGGAAGACUUACUAGUUCUUAUUGAUGUUUUAAGCGCCACUCUGGCUUAUAGUAUUCUAUUAAUUAAACUGAUUAUUUUCGCGCUCAACGUACGUUUAUUAGACGAAAUGAUAGCGUCUAUGGUUAAAGAUUGGAAUACGCGCGACGUUUCUGACGAUCACACGAUGACAAAGAUGGCUUAUAUUUCUCGUCGAUUCUCAAAUUUAAUAAUUGCUUGCAAUGCAACGUCGGUGGUCUUUUAUGCGACUGGCACACUCUUGAGACACAGAAGCGGCAAUCAGACUGAUGCUCGAGAGCUUCUCCUUAUAAUGGAAUUACCCUUCACAAUCGACAACGCAUCAGUGUACGUAGCUAUUCUUGUUACACAAUUUAUACAUCAGACGAGCGCAGCUAGUAUGGCGGGUGUAUUGGAUUGCCUGUUGAUAACGUUGGUUCUUCACGUAUCUGGACAGAUCGAUCUAGUGCGACAGAAAUUGAGUGAAAUUUCACAGAAAGACAUCGAACGUCAUAUAGCCGAGAAUAUUAUAAAAACGCUGAUUGUUCGUCAUCAAAACAUCAUCAUCUUCUCAAAAAAUAUAGAGGCUCUGUUUUCGAACAUCGCGCUCAUGCAAUUUGUAUCAAACACUUUAGUUAUCUGCUGUUUAGGAUUUCUCAUUGUAAUCUCUUUUGGCGCUCCGAACGGAUCAACGAUGCUAGUAAAGUCCUUGGUCUUUUAUUUAGUUAUUAACACAGAGGCAUUUAUACUUUGCUUCGUAGGAGAACAUCUCAGUAAGAAAAGUAAAAUGAUCGGCGACGCAGCGUAUGAAUCGCUCUGGUACAAUCUAACACCGACUCAAAAUCGAGAUGUUUUAUUUAUAAUCGUUAGAUCGCAGAAGCAUUUGACGCUCACAGUCGGAAAGAUCAUGGACUUGUCUUUGAAACAAUUCACCGCUAUCGUGAAAGCCUCGGCAUCAUACGUGUCGGUGUUACACGCGAUGUAUUGA
Molecule: messenger RNA, 1239 nt
Organism: Pseudomyrmex gracilis
Lineage: Eukaryota; Metazoa; Arthropoda; Insecta; Hymenoptera; Formicidae
Product: odorant receptor 13a-like
Exons: 6
Coding region: 1-1239 (412 amino acids)
Biological process (GO): sensory perception of smell; detection of chemical stimulus involved in sensory perception of smell
Cellular component (GO): plasma membrane
Molecular function (GO): odorant binding; olfactory receptor activity
Source: RefSeq, a predicted model, not a curated record